Talaromyces rugulosus is the source of this 1629-nucleotide messenger RNA. RefSeq lists its product as uncharacterized. Bases 1 to 1629 code for a protein of 542 amino acids. Lineage: Eukaryota; Fungi; Ascomycota; Eurotiomycetes; Eurotiales; Trichocomaceae. The record is from RefSeq and is a predicted model, not a curated record. The transcript is spliced from 4 exons.
AUGGAUCACUCGAUUGAUAUUGAGUUGCACGAGGCAACGAUGACUCAAAAAGCAUGCAAGAAAACAACCAUUCAGUACGAAACCGUGGAGCACAUACCGACAGCACCACCAACUCCGAAAAAGAAGAUGGCGCACAACAACAAGGGUAAAGGAAAGGCAAGGGAAGAGCCUGAGGAGCUGAUAGAGCUCGAGGUAAGAAGUCAUCAACUACCAGGGCCUGCUGGCUCGCUAUCUAUUCGGCCCUCACCGCGAGAUCAGAAUACUUAUGAAAAUUCCACCAAUAUGCCAAUUACGGAAAUCACCCAAACGAAGUCGGUGCGUUGGGCCUCUGAUGAUGGUGAAGGUUCUAGUGGAACUGGGGAUGGCAGGAAGGAUUAUCGAGAUGAAGAAUUCUUGCAAGAAGACAUGUACGGCGGUAUUCGCCGUCUAUUGAUCGACCAAACGCAACCAAUGGUCCAUAACCAGCUAUUUACAGUGAAGAUGCCAUACUAUGACGAAGUAAAUGACUUUAGAUCAACUUUGGAUAUGUUGAGCAACGCAGGUGGCCACUACUACGUGCGGCACUGGCAGCACGGGUUCAAGGCGAAGCUGCCAUUACAAAAAGGCUUCGCCACGAAAGCUUCCAUGGCAGCAGAAAAUGAGUAUUUGAAGAGAAACCGUCUAGCGAAAACUAAAGAGCAACUGUGGACUGAAGCAGCCAAACGCGAGAAAAUGGAACGGGAGAGCGGUCUUGGGUUUUUUGAAUCACUCAAUCCGGCACUUUGGCGCAGCCACGGGAAAGUCUUGAAAGUUGGCGAAGAACCCCCAGAACCGAGUUGCAAGAUUCAGGUUGAGACGAAAUGCGGUGAUAUUGUCUAUCGAUGGUAUGUCAAAUGUCACCGGGAGAAGCCUUUCUUCCGACAGGUGCAAAAUGUGACCAUCUGCGGCGGCGAUGAUGAUCAAUGUGACGAACACUCGAGUUGGAAGCAUGGCGAUCCGCCCCUCAAACAUAAAAGCUCCCUUAUGCAAUGGGUUGAAGUCGACCCUGAGGAGAUAGAGCCUCGGGGAAAACGUCAAGUACCGAUGAACCCCAAUCAUUGCGAAGAAGACAUCGAAGAGGAUAAAUCCCAGAGCGCUCCUCAGGAUUGCUUCCCAGUGUGGAUGCUUUCAUGGCUAGAAAAAGGGCCCCCCGAAGACAAUAUUUCGAAUUGCAUGAAAGUAACAGUUAUGACCAAAUGCGGGCUGGUCAAGGCCCGGUUGCUGAUUAUAUGCGACCAGCAUAUGAGAUGCCAAGAGCAUUGCGCUGGUGAGCGCGAGCACUUGGUUAUCCAUGACUACGCCUGCUCCCUAGGCAAAGAUAAAAAUAGAUGCGAGGUGCGGACCUGGUGUGACAGUUAUAUUCAAUACUGGAAGGACCUGCAGCAAGAUUCUGCGUUGAUGCCGGAAGAACGCAAGCAAAUAGCGAAUCUGAUCACUCUGGUAACCAAGGAAUACACUAAUGAAAAGGAGCAGAGGCCCUUUUUCCGGCACUCGCAGUCUGUUCCGGUUAUCAAGGGUAAAUGGGUUGGAUGGAUUAACAACACUCUCGGCUACUACGAAAUGCUAUCUCAGCAUGGAUUGAAAGCUAUUAAUCCCCUUGUUCGUAUUUAG